UCUUGACACGCGACAAAAUAACUCACAACUGGCAGCUCGUUACACAGUGUGUGGAAGUUCAAACUUGUUCAAACGAUGGGAAAAUUUUGGUUCAACGUCUUGGCUGUCUUGCUAGUUUUCAUAAGCGGUCCUGUUAACGUAGUGACUUCACUGCGCUGCCAUACGUGCACUAAUUUGGCGGCAAGCAACAGCCUAGUAGAGACCGGCCUCUCAGCUAACAAGGCAUGCGAGAUCUUUGACCCGACUGGUGUCAGUCAAGAAGAGUGUCAGGAAAGCUCAAAUGGGAACGAGGUUGUCGCCUGUGAGAAAUGGGAGGGUUCGUUUACCGUCAGCAUUCCUCUACUUGGGUCUACACUAAUAUCAGGACAGAAGAGGGGUUGUGCACUCGUCCCAACUAGUGAGAUGCACACGUGCACGCAAUCGUCUGACGUCACAGCUUUUCUCUCGGAUGCUGUCAAUCUUUACCUUGCUGGUUUAUUCUCACUCAGCGAUGUGCAGGGAAUGUACUGUGCGUGUGAUCGGAAUGACUGCAAUGGUGUGAACGGGUUGAGGAUCGCCAGACCAUGGUUUUUUGUAGCUCUGGUUCUACUCUUUCAGGCUUUUUUACAAUUUCAUUUUCUAUGUUAGCAAUCGUCUUCAAUAAUGAAUGGUGAAUGGGAGACUUCUGGUGACACUAUGGGUGGGAGCAGACUCCAAUGGGUAAAUCCAUGGUUAUUGGUAAUGUGCGCAUGCUCAGAACUACGCAAACAAUGAACAUAUAUCUGGUAAGUCUGCUGCCACCUAGCGUUCCAUAUUCCCCAUUGGUUGGAAUUUUGCUGGUGUGUAAACUGCCCCUGUCUUUAAGAUAGGUACCUGCUUUUUAGAUCCAGUGAUUCCAUUUGAUACAAUGAUAUUGGAUAAACGCGCGCGCACAGUGACAUAACAUGCCAAACAGCACACUCAGUUUUUCAAGUCUGACAUAUAAUUUGACUGCGUAUCUCUGUGUGAAAUAAAUGUAGGCCAAAGGUAAAUGUACACGCCGGUUUGGAGGCAGGUCUCUGGCGUUAUUCACGUCAGGGCCCAAUUUCAUAGCGCUGCUUAGCG
Asterias rubens (European starfish) is the source of this 1083-nucleotide messenger RNA. RefSeq lists its product as uncharacterized. The coding region runs from base 76 to 627 and encodes 183 amino acids. The transcript is spliced from 4 exons. The record is from RefSeq and is a predicted model, not a curated record. NCBI's taxonomy places the organism in Eukaryota, Metazoa, Echinodermata, Asteroidea, Forcipulatida, Asteriidae.